AGGGUCUGGACACCUGGGGCCCGCGCCCCCCUCUGCAUCGCGGUGUCACCUUCCCUGGCGGCUCGGAUUCCCGGAUCCCCUUACACGGCGACGGCUCGGCUGUCGCGUCCGCAGCCGGAGGAGGGGAGGCUGCAGGAAGCGGCGGAUCCGGCAGGAGCGGCGGCCCGGGUGGGUGCCGAGUUCCCGCCAUGGAAAGUGCAGCAGCCCGCGAACCCCGGGGCGCAGACGCCCCGCGCGCCCCUGCGCCCCCGCCCUCGCCCGCCGAGCCCCCCGCCGCGCCCCGCGCGCGCCCACGCCUAGUUUUCCGCACGCAGCUGGCGCACGGCAGCCCCACGGGCAAGAUCGAGGGCUUCACCAACGUUCGCGAGCUCUACGCCAAGAUCGCCGAGGCCUUCGGGAUCGCGCCCACCGAGGUGAAGACCCCUGGUCGCUGCGCCCAGAUCUUAUUCUGUACCCUCAACAGCCACAAAGUGGACAUGCAGAAGCUGCUAGGGGGACAGAUAGGGCUGGAGGAUUUUAUCUUCGCCCACGUGCGCGGCGAGACAAAGGAGGUAGAGGUCACCAAGACUGAGGACGCGCUGGGGCUCACCAUCACCGACAACGGGGCUGGCUAUGCCUUCAUCAAGAGGAUCAAGGAAGGCAGCAUCAUCAAUCGUAUUGAGACCGUGUGCGUGGGAGACAGCAUCGAGGCCAUCAACGACCACUCCAUCGUCGGGUGCCGCCACUACGAAGUGGCCAAGAUGCUCCGGGAGCUCCCCAAGUCCCAGCCCUUCACCCUGCGCCUGGUGCAGCCUAAGAGAGCUUUUGAUAUGAUUGGCCAGAGGAGUCGGGGCAGCAAAUAUCCUGUGGAAGUGAAGGUGACCAGUGGGAGGGAGACCUUGAGGCUGCGUUCUGGGGGUGCUGCCACUGUGGAGGAAGUGCCCACUGAGUUUGAGGAGGAGGCGUCCCGGAAGGUGGAUGACCUGCUGGAGAGCUAUAUGGGCAUCCGAGACCCUGAGCUGGGUAAGGGGCCAGGCAUCCACCAUGGUAGAGACUUCCAAGAAGACAACCAGCGUCCAGGAGUUUGCGAGCUGUUUAGACUCCGUCUUAGGCGAGUUCGCCUUCCCGGACGAGUUUGUGGUGGAAGUGUGGGCCGCCAUUGGCGAGGCCAGGGAGGCUUGUGGCUAGUGUGCCCGGGGAGCCAGCGCAGCCCCAGCCCGGAGCCCAGCACCCCACCCCAGCCCUGCUCUAGUGUCAGGCCCUGGCCAAGCUCCGAGGCCAGGUUUGCCUCCAGAAGCCAGCUCACUUUGGAAAUCCCACCCAGCUCCUCUACAUCACAGCCCUGCUCGGAGAGCAAGCCAGGAGCUGAGGCCAAGCCCUGCUCCAGAGCCCAGCCAGGCUUCAAGAUGAAAUCCAGCCCUGAGACCAAGCCCUGCCCCAGAGCCCAGCAUGGCCCUCAGCCCAAGCCCACUUCUGGAACCCAGCCUAUCUCUGAACAGAAGCCCAGCUCCAAAACCCAGCUCAUCCCCAAGACGAAGCCCUGCUCCACAGCCCCGCUCGGCCCUGAGAGUAAGAUCACCUCCAGAAUCCUGUCGAGCCCUGACAUCAAGCCCCGUUCUGGAACCCAGAAAAGUGUUCAGAUCCAGUCGAGCUCAGCGAGCAGUGCCAGCCCCAGCACCCAGUCCAGCUCUGGGACCAAGCCCAGCCGUACAAGUCAUCCUGAGUCCAGAGAGGAAGACGGCCCCACGGCCCAGCCUGACCCAGACACUCAGGGCCAUUCUGGGGUACCAGGUAGCUCCAGAAGCCAGGAGAGCGUCAAGCACCAGGCCAGCUCUGGAGCUCAGGCCAGCCCCGGGAGCCAGAUCCAUACCGCCGAGCAGUCUCCAUCCAAACCUCAGUCCUGCCCUAAACCCCACUUGCUCCCAGCCACCUACCCCCAUCUCGCACCCCUGUCCACUUCCAGCAGCGAGUCCAGCUCUGCCACAGAGCCCAGCUCUAGAGCACAGCCUACUGCCACAACCAAGCCCAGUUCCACAAUUCAGCCUGCCUCUGGAACACCCCUUGGAAAGCCCGGCUCCAGGACUCUGGCUCUGAGCCCCUGACUCCCUGCAGAACACAAGCCAGCUCCAGAACCCAGACCAACUCUGGGACCCAAACCGACCUCAAAGCCUGGUCGAACUCCAGAGCUCAGCCCAGCCCAGGCGUCCCACCUGGCUCCAGGAGUCAGUUUGGUUCUCCAGCACAAACCAGUUCUGAAAACCCAUCCAACUUCAAAACACAGUCAGUGCCUGAGACUCAGUUGCGCUCCCAAAUCCAGCUACACGUUGGAAGCCGCCCACCUCCUGGGAUACAGACCAGCACUGCCGUAGACCAGGGCUUGGACACCCCGGCCGGCACUGAGAGCAGGCCCAACUCCAGGACCCAGGACCACGCAGGCACUCCCCACGGCUCUCAAACCCUGCCGCGCUCCAGACACCGGCUCCAGGCCACAGCCAGCUCAGUUAUUCGGUCAGACUCUGGGAAGCAGGUCAGCUUUGGAGCUCAGCCCAGCCCAGGAACCCAGGCGAGGGCAGGGAUUCAGCCCACUUCCAGGACCCCUCCUGCCUCUGGAACACAGUGCGGCUCCAGAACCCUGACCAGUCCUAGAGCACAGCUUGGCCCCAGUAUCCAGGCCGGCUCAAGAAUGCAGCCCAGCUCCGGAAUCCACCUCCGCUCUGCCAUUCAGCCCAGCUCUGAGAUUCAGCCCAGCUCUGGAACCCAGCCGCGCUCUAGAACCCAGCCCAGCCCUGGGAUUCAGGUCCACUGUGGCAACCAGACCAGCUCUACAAACCAGACCAGCUCCGUCACUGGGCUCAGCCCUGAAACCCAGGCCAGUUCCAGGAUCCAGAUCAGCUCUAGACGUGGGCCAAGGCCCCAAACUCCUGAUCCGAGCCAGGACCCCAAAAUACCAACCCCAGCAGCCAGCAAAGCUCCGGGGCCCAAGCCUCAGUCUCCUGACCCAGAAUCAGGAACACAGGCCAGCCCCGGUGCUCCCUCAAGCUCCUCAGCCUACCUCCUGGCCCCCCACCCAGUGGCUCCCUCUGUGCCCCAGAAACCCCCCCUCUCUCCCAAGCCGCAGCUGGGACCCCUGAAGCUCACCCCAUCACCUGUAUCCAUCACCCCUGACCUUUCCCCAGGGGGAGCCUCCUGAGUUUCCAGCCAAUUGAGCCCCCAGCUGGGGGUGGGGUGUGCCCCACCCCAGGCCUUGCCCCCUCCAGGUGUGAAGUCACAGCAGCUCCCGCAGCCCCCCCCCCAGCCUUCUCCCCCAGACACCGCCGCAGGUGACCUCGUUCCCUGGCUGGCGAGGAGGGGGUCGUGGAAACAAGGUUUGGUUUCAGGCGCCUGCCCAGGGACUUGUAAGUGGAUCUGAUGUGUGGGAACGAGGCGGGGUGGAGGCGCUGGCUUCUGUACCCCAGGACAGGAUGCCCUGUGAAUAAAGGCUCCUCACACCCUG
This is a messenger RNA of Octodon degus (degu), 3472 nucleotides long. RefSeq names its product GIPC PDZ domain containing family member 3 (gene Gipc3). NCBI's taxonomy places the organism in Eukaryota, Metazoa, Chordata, Mammalia, Rodentia, Octodontidae. The record is from RefSeq and is a predicted model, not a curated record. The transcript is spliced from 6 exons. Bases 189 to 2081 code for a protein of 630 amino acids. Gene Ontology annotation, molecular function: protein binding.